UAACAAUAGAAGAACCGCUUUUGGUGCUAUAUAGAACCAUAUAAAACACAUUCUUCACCAAUCUGAAGAACCAUUUCACCAUGCAAAAAACAUUUAAGCACGAAAUGGUUCCGUGUAGUGUUCAUGGUUCUGAAUAGAACCAUUCCCUGUGCUACAGAACCCUUGAAGAACCAUCCUUUUUUUAAGUGUGUACUUCUAGUAGACAAUUGAAUGAUCUGACUGAAAACCACCGGAGACAGGUUAAAACCUAUAUUUAAUAUAUAAUGUAUCUAAUAUUAAUCUAUAUUAGUGACAUUUUUAAAAACCCCAGCCUGAACUGGCUAAAGUGUGAAUAAAUGUUAACACCCCUGUUUCUCCCAUGCGCUAAACGCAAAACUCGCUUUUCAACGAAAAUUCAAACGUGCGUGUCGUGCAUUCCCUUUAAAUGGGAAUAGUUCACUUCUAGCGGAGGUGAUACGGGCGACAACAAAGACUCGAGGAGUAUGCGUUAUUCCAUCGUUUGAUGCAAAUCUGCAGUUCAGACCGAGCUGAACUUCUUCAAUAAGAGCUGCGAAGUAGAUUUUGUAUUUUAAAAUGUCGGCGUUUUAAUUCGGCGUAGUUUGUUUUGAUUCGAAUGCACCCCUCUCUUCGCGUGAAGAUGGUAUCGCCCGCCCCAUCUGUUCUCCUCUUGUGAGAUUGAAACAGAUUGUAGUGGCGCAAUGGCAACUAAACCAGGAGGACAGCAAGUUUUACUCUUCAGCUGAAGAAGUCAUCUGUGGAAGAAGAAAGUGGAUAGCGGCGUUAAAACGAUAUCUGAUGUGAGGAAACGAAGUGAACGUAAAAACCUCCCUCCUUUUGUUUGAAAAUGUCCCAGGGAUGUACAGUUUCUGUGGAGGAGAUCCAGUCUUGGUGGGAAGUCCCCGCCAUAGCACACUUCUGCUCGCUCUUCAGGACGGCGUUCAACUUACCAGACUUCGAAAUUGAGGAGCUGGAACAAGCACUGCUGAAACAGGACAGAGACUUCCUCUCCGAACUUGUUUGCUGUCUUCUCCAGGGAUGUUACCAGCGACACGACAUCACGCCUCAGGCUUUCCGCAGCUACUUGGAGGACAUCAUCAACUACCGCUGGGAGCUGGAGGAGGGAAAGCCCAACCCUCUGAAAGAGAGCUCUUUUGAGGACCUUCCAGUCCGCACGCAGGUGGAGCUCCUCCACAGGCUCUGUGAUUACCGCCUGGACGCUGCUGACGUCUUCGAUCUGCUUAAGGGACUGGAUGCAGACAGCUUACGUGUCGAGCCUCUGGGUCAAGAUGGAACUGGUGCCCUUUAUUGGUACUUCUACGGUACUCGGAUGUACAAGGAGGAGCCUGUCAAACGGAAGUCCUCUGAGCACUGUGAAACCCCUGAAUCAAAAAUACCUGAGAAGAAAAGGAGGGGGCGGCCACCGAAGAAGAAGCCUGGAGAGAUGUCACCAACUGAAAUGGAUACAGUGGAGGAAAAUGGUGUUGAAGAGCCACAGUUGGUUAAAGAGCGAGAGCGUGGAGCUUGGUCUCUGAUAUGUGACACCGAGGAGCAGUGGACCAGGCUGGCGGACAGUAUUAAGGACAAAAGUUCUCCUCAGGACCGUCACCUGUACCGCAUCAUCACGCAGAACUUCUUGCCUGAGAUCAGCAGUAUGGUUGAGCACAGGGAACGAGAGCAGCAGCAGAAGCUGUUGAACCCUCCGGUGCGAAACUCGCAGCGGCUUUCAGAGAAAUUUGUCAGCAAGGAAGAUGAUAAGCUGAACGACGUCUCUGAAGCGGACAUUAAACAGAGAGAAGAAGAUUUGGAAAGACAGAUUCUUCUCGCGGAGCAGCGCCGAGAAGAGGAGCGACUCCUCCAAGAGGAGCGUGAGAGAGAGGAGUUGGAGAGGGCCAAAGCAGCUGAAGAGCGUGCACGGAGGAGGAAGCAGCGUGAGGAGAGGGCCUGGUUGCUGUCUCAGGGGAAGGAACUUCCUCCUGAGCUUCUCCAUUUGGAGCCACACUCGCCCAUUCGCCGCUCUCGCCGCACCAAGGAACUCUAUGAAAUCGAUGAUGAUUACGCUGCUCUGUACAAAGUGCUGGAGGCUCUAAAGGCUCACAAAGAUGCCUGGCCCUUCAUGGAACCUGUGGAUGAAUCCUAUGCCCCCAACUAUCAUGAGAUCAUUCAGACCCCAAUGGAUCUGUCCACCAUAGAGAGAAAGCUCAAUGAAGGAGAGUACGUUGUCAAGGAUGAAUUUGUAGCUGAUGUGAAGCUCAUGUUUGAGAACUGCUUGGAGUACAACGGGGAAGAGAGCGAGUACACCAUAAUGGCUGAGUCACUGGAGCGCUGUUUCAACAGAGCCCUGCUGAAACACUUCCCCUCCGAGGAUGCAGACACCGACGAGGAAUUCCAUGUUACCAAGGAGGAGCGUGACCGCAAGGAGAAGAAAAAGGGCAAGAGCAGCCGGCAGUCAGGGCCUGAAAGCUUGAUCCGGGCUACAGAGCAGGUGCAGAAACGUAAAGCCCCCAGCAGCGGUAAAGGAGGCAAGGUGCCUCAGGAGAACAGCUCAGUGUCGGCUCCUCCACCACCUGCCUUCCCCUACACCAAUGGGCCAUCGCAUCCUCAGAACAUCCACCCAGGACAGCCUCAUCCUGGGAAUGAUCCACGGGCUGCUAUGUACCAUCCUGGCCAACAGCUGCAGCGGGCCCCAGGUCCUCUACCAUCAGGCAUGUAUGGCCAACGUUUGAUGAUGGACCCCCGAUAUCCGUACCCAGGACACAGACCCUUCAUGGCUGGAGGACCAGGAGAGCAUCAGCCCCAGCACAUACCUCAUUACAACAUGCAGGGUCCACCUGUCAAUGGUCCGCACCUUGGUCCCAGAUACCCAGUGGGAUCUGAAACUCGACCAGUUCAACCUCAGCAUCAGCAGCACACCUACAUUGGACCAACUCAUGGCCCGUCGCUGGGGCCAAGACCAGUGGCCCUACAGCCUGGAGGCUUUUGCACCCCUCCGUCCGAAGGAAACAUGUACCCAUCUGUCCAACACCCUGACGGACAACCCAUGCACCCUGUGGGGAACAGCUACCCGAGACCUGGUGUUCCCAUGCACAACUCUUACACCUCCUAUGGCCCUCCGCCAGGUCCGUAUGGUGCUUGGCCGAACCAUCAAGGACAGCAGCUACCUAGAGGGCCUAUGAUGCAGGAGCAGACUAUGGGCAAUCAGCACCCCUACGGUCAUAGUAUGAUGCGUCCCCCACGCACUGCAGGAUAUCCCCCCUCGAAUGGCCCAUACAGAAUGCCUGCAGUUAAUUCCCCAGGACCCAUGGGCCACAGGCCUCCACUGACCCCUCAAGACUCCAGGCCACAUGUGGGCUCAAUGAUGGACAGCCCAGAGAUGAUUGCCCUUCAGCAGCUCUCAGCCUCAUCCUCCCACCGCAACAUUAGCUAUCAGCCCUCUCCGUUGACUGCUUCUGCUCCUGAAAGCCAGCACCCUGGUUCUAUAGGAAAGAGCACUCUGGAUAACCGGACUGUAGAUGGAGCAGCCAAAGGUCCAGAGGUUGAAUUGGCUGACAAACGGUUAAGCGAAGAGUCCAACGGCCCUCCUCACCCUGGUCCAGCUGAAAGGCCUGAACAGCCCGGUGGCCCAGAAUGGGGCAAAUCACCACAGAAGAAGACUUCUGCAGAGGUGCCUUCAGCAUUGCUGUCACCACAGAAAAACAGCCUAGAAGCGAAGGGAGAAAGCUAUGGAGAAGUCAAUCCUCAGAUACCCCAAAACAGUUCCCAGCCCUCCUCUCAAAAUGGCCCCCAUUCAGAAUCCCAAUCACAGAGAUCUCAGGAUUUGUCUCCUUUGAAGAUUCCUCAGAAAAGUCCAGAAAAAUUACCCCUCCAUCCCUCUCAACAAAUGCCCCCAGCUGCCCCUCCACUGUUCUCCCAAAAUGGCCCUUCCCAGUUGCCCCAAAAUAUUCCUCACAAAGUAUUGCACAGUCCCUCUCAACAGGUUCCUCAGGGUAUGUCCCCUCAGUACCCUCACAAUGGACACACGCUGAAUGUCCCUCAUCAGCAGAUGCACCAGGGUGGAUCUGUCCGCAGCCCACAGUCAGGCCCUGUUCAUGGCAUGCCACAGACAGUUCCUCAGGUGUCUCAGCCUGGUGCUCAGCAGCCUGCCUCCCUCACGCCUCUGCCCCCCAGCCACCCUGUGUCCCAACCGCUUGUCCAGCCCUCUCCUGCUGACCGUGGCGACCAGAGGCCCAGCGAACCAAGCCGAGAGCCUGGGGGAGGCUCUGGGAGUAGCAAUCCAGAUGCAAAGACGGCUCCUGCAAAUACUAACAGCCACUACAAACAGCAGCCUUUUAGCCCCGAGUCAAAGGCCCAGUUGAGCCGGCCAGAGUUGCCUCAUAGCCAAACACCAGCCAGCCACGCUCUCGGUCCUGCAAGUAACACUGUGGCUCAAUAUAGUGGUGGCAUGGGUGGUCCAGCACCUUCACAGUAUGGUCAGUACAUGGGCAGGGCAGUGCCCCCUUCUGUCCGAUUACCCUACCCGAACCAGACACCGCCAUCUCAGUCUAUGAGCCCUCAUCUCAAUCCUGCCCAUUACCCUCCGUAUCAUCAGCAAGGUUCUGCAUAUCAGUACCAUGUGAGACCCCAGCACCCUCAGGCCCACCCGGGCAUGCACUCUCAGUACCAGCAACAACAACAUCAGUACUAUCCUCAGCACCAGCAGAAUAGCCGGCAUGGUUUUCCAGCAACUGAGUGGCAGAGGCCUCAGUACCCGCCCCGUCACCCUAUGAUACCCAACGCUUACCUGCCUGUGGCAGGUAACAGUGUCAAUGGCCGGCAGAGGGAGAACACCAUGUCCCCUCUGGGUUCUGAAGGUUCUGGCGGAAGUCUGAUGUCCCCUAGUUCUCUUCCAGACGGAGUCCACAGCGGCUCUGCUGAGAGUCAGAAUGGCAGCAGCCCAGCAAAACAUGCCCAGAUGGAGGAGGGCUCUGACCAGCCUGAAAGCCCUAAAGAACUGCUGGACCUGGAUAGCCACAACGCUGCGGCCCGCCGCCGCACCUCCGCCCAUCCCCAGCACAACUUUCCGUAUGAUCCCCGAGCCAUGCAUCCUAGCAUGCAGCAAGGUGGAGCCGCUCCACCCCAAGCAAUGCCCGGCGGGCCAUACCCCUCCAGGCCCCAGCGCCCCAGUGGACAUUUCCCCACUCAGCAUCCUCACCCACACCUGAUGGAAGCCCUACAGCGGCCCCAGCAGCUACCCUACUCCCCAGGCCAAAGCCGCAUGGCCAUGUACAGGCAUCCCCAUGCUGUAGGCCACUUCCAGGGCAUGAUGGUGCCUCAAAGAGACAUGGGACCUGAACACUUAUUUCAUCCUGGGCAGAACAUGAUGAAUGCAGCAGCUCCCAGUGGUCCUGGCAGUAAGCAAGGAGUAUGAAAGGUGAUGAAUGAAUCAAACGGAGAGAGCUGAGCAAAGAAGAGCCUCAUCUCCUCAACUGGAAGAUCCCUUUCCAGCUCCUGAAAUAUGACUGUGAAAAGACACGUUGCUUUCGAGAGUGAAUGUCAUUUCUGUGUUGUUUUUGUGUUGUGGAGCAGUGUUGAAGUGCUGCUUCCACUGGAUUGAACAUCAUUCUUCAACAAGGAGCUCUGUGGGCCUCAACCGUGAUGAAUAAGGAGCUUGAAACCUUCCACUGCUUUUGGAUUUCUGCAGCCUUUUCUCUUUGUACAUCAUUACCUGAAAGAGCCCUGCCAGAAAACUGCACUUUGAGAGUGAGACCUCUUUCCCUGUGGAGCUAAAGCUUCCAGGCUUCUUUGCAUGUGCAGCUAAAAGGAAAGGGACCAGCAAUGAGAGGCUGCCAUUGAGAGGUCUGAGGAGUCAAUUAUUACCUUGAUGUUCCUUUCCAAAGUUAAUCUCAGGUGUUUUUAUAGAAGGUACUUGUAAACUUAGUCAAGUCAUCUCUGAUCUUCGUGGACACACUGGACACUCUGUUGCCUUUCGCAUUCCCUUUGAAUGUCUUGUAUGUGUGAGUUAUUUUAGAUGUACUAACAUAACAGCAGAUGGGACGCUGAGUGGGUCAUCAGCAAGUGGAUCAUCAGUGAUGGUCCUGUUUAGGUGGCCAUCUCGACCUCAACUGCAGCAGAAUUUCCGCUUAGUUCUGCUGCGUUAUGCAUCCUUCAGCGCUGCCUUGGCUCGAAGAAUGUGUUCUCAGCUGCUCCUGUUGUUUAUGCACUAGAGAUAGUCUUUAAUACUGGAAUUAGUGGCCUUGGACUUCAUAGAUGUGUGCUACUAUGUAUAUAUGACAGUAAAACGUGACUCUGAGAUAUCUGAGACGACCCCCUCUGAGCUGUAAUGCAUGUUCUGUCAAUCACUUAACUGAUCUGUCCUGCUAGUUUAUAUAUACGCUGCAUGAGGAAGAUGUGAAAAGCCUCAUCCUUUUUGUCAUGUAUAUAAUUUGGGUAUCUUUCAUUCCUUAAGAGGGGAAGAGUCUGACUUCAGCCACAUUUUUACGACUGUGAAAGUAGCUUGUAUAUGUGAAUAGGAAAUAUUUAGGGCUGUCAUAGAGAAACGUUUUUUUUCUUUUUCUAUUUUGGUGCUUCCUCUUUCACAAUUCAGCGUGAUGAACUUCAUGUCCUCAGGGUGUCAUGCUUAUAAUACGGGUAUUAAUGAAUUAUUUAAAGGGGAAGUGAUGCGUGAGAUGACUGGAACUGUGAUGAUUAAUUGACCUCGAUUCACUUAGAGAUGGUGAUUUUUACUCUACAUGAUUACACCUUACAGCUUUUUUAAUGUUCUGAUUUAAAGCCUUUUAUAUGGGCAAAAAACAUGUAACCCAGUUGUUCUUAGUUUGAUCAAAAUGAAUUGGAACUGAUUUGUUGUUUUUAAUUGUCAUAAAUAUAAUUUUUUUUUAUUUAAGGGAGGAUAUUUUCAGGCUUAUUGAAAGCAGUGAGCAUUUUUCUCUCUUGUUGGACUCGUCACGGCUGCCCUAAAUGGCAUAUCAUUCAGAGCAGUGAUGCACUAAUAUGGGAAUUGUGGGCCGACGCAUAAGGUGUGGAAAAGUUUGAACAACCCCAGUCAAAUUACUUGUUCUCACUCAUUUUCUAAGUGAGUAUAAUUAACACAUCCUCUACAGAGAACACACUUGAACAGUUGCAAAAAAAAACUUUUAGUGCACAAUUUCUAUUUAUUUGCUGGGUGAAAUAUUUCAGAAAAAAAUAAAACACAAAAUAUAAAAUGUGCCAUAAUUAUUAUAAUUAAAAUGUUUUAUUUUUGUGUCCUGUAUGUUAAAUUCAACAAAUAAAUAAACAGAAUUAUGCGUUGUGUGCAGAGGUGUGUUCUCUGUAGAGGGUGCGUGCCUAUUUGUGUAUCAAGGGUGCCUAAACUUUUGCAUACAGCUGUAUCUGUUGUUGCCGAGAUAUAAACGUUGAUUAAUUGUUGGAAUUGGGACUGGGCCCACCUGGAUUAGCAUUAUGGGGAAAUAUGACAUUUAUUUCUGUACACUCUUAAAGAAAUGAAGGUUCUACAGUGGGUUCUUUGAGCAGUUCAAUAGAAGAACCACUUCAUGUUCCCUAAAGAACCAUGUUUUAAAAAAGGGACCCUUUUGAAGGCUUUGCAUAAUAUACAGGUUCUUUACCAAUUUAAGGGUUCAUCCCAGAAGCUGUACAUUAUGUGAAGGUCAUUCUUCACUCUAACACGUCUCGUUCUCUAAAGAUCCAACUUACUCAAAGGUUCUUUAGGGAACCAAAAGUAGUUCUUCUAGGAGCACUGUGGCUUCUGGCACCUUCAUUUUUAAGAGUGUAGGGUUACAAAUACAGUAAAAUGAAUAAAAAGCAGAUAUUUUAGUGCAGCAGCUCAGCAUUGCCUAUACAUUCCUGCUCUUCUAGAGUAAAAUAAUACAUCAUCAAAAAUCAGUUUGAAAUAUCGGUCAAAUAGAAACAUCUGCCCGAUAUGAUUCCAAUAUUAUCGUGCAUCCCUAAUUCAGAUUUGUGGUGUUUACAUUUGAAUUAGCAUGUUUGCUCUUUACAUUUAUGUUUAAUUACCCAACUUUUUUUUAACUGGGCAUUAAAAUGUGACGGCUAUUUUUGUUCCAAUGGCUGCAGAUUAUUUAUAUCUACCUCAUAAAGAGUCUGGCAUGCUUGGCAUUCCCACACAAAUUAUCCUAGUUUCUCACUGUUAUUUACACUGAAGUACGUCUAUGUUUGACUACUCAAUGUAUGAUUGUAUGAACUCUGCAGAAGCCUUAAUUCUAAUGAGACGUCAGUGCCAAGUUCGUAAUGCCAUCCUCGCCCUGUCGUCUGCAUUAUUAUGCAUGUUGAAUGUCGGCGUGUUUCUCCAGCCGUGUCUGAGAUAACGGGAAUGUGAAGUAAAAUCAAUUACGACUACAAAGUUAUCACCAUCACUACAGCGUCUCUGUUUAAUGAAAUGAAGACUGGGCUGAGGUCGGUCCAUUAAAGGGCUUAAUAUCACUGUACUGGCCUUCAUCUUUGGCCUGUUUUAACUUGUUGCAUCACAAACGUAGAGAGUGUCUGGCAGCGAUCAUUUGUAUUCGUAAAGAUGUUCAGUAGACACAUGAAGUGUUACAGAUGUUUUUUACAGUUUAAAAAAGAAAAAAAAGGAGCAGCAGAAGAAAUGCUAGCAGCUGUGGGCUGAUGUAGACGUGGCCCUGCGUUAUUGUGCAGACUUUGCUUAUAGGGAAUUAGCAGUAGACGCUGAGCUGUACUCUACGCUUAUCCUGUUCUCUUAUGAUAGGACAGGCUAGUUUCUGUGGACUGAGGUCAUAUUUGCUGUGUACAGAUUUGUACUCGUGUGUCGGCUGCAUUAGAGACUGAGCUGCACCUACUGAUUCUAUCACCCCUCCACUGUUCCUGCUGUCCGUCUCUGUCCACACUAGUGAAAUGACUAAAGUUGGUUAAAUAUGAAUCAUAUUUAUUUGCUGUUUUACCUUUUGUACAUUAUUUUGGGCUCCUUGUUUUUAAUAUAAAUGUUUUCUUUCUGUCUUUGUUUCUGUUUUUAUUAUUUUUUUGAACAGUUGACUAUACCUCAGUAGCACAACGGCAUCAAAAAGGACUCUUGUAUGUUUCAUUUUAAUGUGAAGUUUACAAGUUCUUAUCUGACUGACGUAGAUUAUUUUGGAAAUGGACCGAAGUGUUUUCUAUACUGUACAUUUCUUAGAAUAAAUAACUUUUUCCAUGAA
This is a messenger RNA of Colossoma macropomum (tambaqui), 9155 nucleotides long. RefSeq names its product cat eye syndrome critical region protein 2. The record is from RefSeq and is a predicted model, not a curated record. NCBI's taxonomy places the organism in Eukaryota, Metazoa, Chordata, Actinopteri, Characiformes, Serrasalmidae. Gene Ontology annotation, biological process: chromatin remodeling. Gene Ontology annotation, cellular component: CERF complex. The transcript has 19 exons. Gene Ontology annotation, molecular function: protein binding. The coding region runs from base 845 to 5404 and encodes 1519 amino acids.